This is a messenger RNA of Symbiodinium sp. CCMP2592, 1581 nucleotides long. Lineage: Eukaryota; Dinophyceae; Suessiales; Symbiodiniaceae. The record is from the annotation of a GenBank genome assembly.
AUGCAGCAAUGGCAAUGUGUGCAAAGUCUUCGCAUGCAGUCAUGUUCCUUUUCUGGCAUGCAGUCUGUACGACGCAUUCGCAGGGAUCUAUUGUGGACAGCAAGGCGGGAACAUGUCGAACCCGCCGGCAAGCAUGAUCCUUUCCGGGCUGUUGUGCUUUCCAUUUGUGGAGCCUUCGUGGCGGGAUUCUUCGCGAGAGGUCGCAGAACACUCGUUGCACGGAGAUGUGCAGUGAGGAAAGUAUUAGCCUUGAAAGACUCGAAAGCUGAACCGAGGCCGGAGAGCAUGUACGAUGCUCUUCGACGUUUGAACGAUCACGCCGCGGCCCUGGGUGGCAAUUGCCUGGCGGUGGAGUAUCAAAACAACUGCACGAAAGUCCCGUGGCGGUGCCGACAUGGACACACCUGGGAUGCGCUGCCAAAAAACGUGCUGAACAGCAAGACCUGGUGCCCGGAGUGUGCCAGAAACAGGCAACGGAUCCCAGCGCAGCGGCUGCAAGAGCAUGCGAAAGCACGAGGUGGCCGGUGUCUUCUAACGAGCGAGCACAACAGGUCCAGGGCAAAGGUCUUGUGGCAGUGCAAGCUGGGACACACCUGGGAGGCCACACCGGACAGGGUUCUAAACCGUGGAACCUGGUGCCCAAAAUGCUCCCGCAAAGGGCGAACUCGCAAAAAGCGCAGCUUAAAGGACUUGCAGCAGCACGCCGCUUCCCUCGCCGGCAGCUGCCUCGCACAAGCUUAUGAAGGUUGGAAGACACCGGUGGCGUGGCAGUGCCACAAAGGUCACACAUGGUCGGCAAGCCCAAGCAGCAUCCUUUGUCAGGAGACUUGGUGUCCUUUCUGUGCAGGGAAGGCCCGACUCGACCUGCACCAAUUGCAGGAGCAUGCGGCGCGUCGGGGUGGCGAGUGUUUGGCCACUGAAUAUGUGAACAACAAGUCGAAAGUUACCUGGAAGUGCGAGCAUGGCCAUACCUGGCAGGCAAGUUCUGACGAUGUUCUGAAUAGGGGCCAUUGGUGUCCCCACUGCAGGAAAAUUGGUUUACUGCGUGUCCGGGAUCAUGCCGCCUCUCUCGGAGGAAGGUGUUUAGCCAGGUCGUACAAGAACUCGUCCGAGAAGCUUCUCUGGGAAUGCAAGGAGGGACACAGAUGGCCUGCCACGACCAAAGCUGUGUUGUAUGGCAAAACAUGGUGCCCUCAGUGUGCGGCCAGAACCUGGCACACAGAGGCGGAGGUCCGACGCAUUCUCGAGACCAUCUUUUUUCCUGCUACCUUUCCUUCCCGUUACCCUUCUUUUCUGCAAGGCUUGCAGUUGGAUGGGUACUGCCCCAACUUCAAAUUAGGUUUCGAAUACCAGGGGGAGCAGCACUACGACCCCGAGAAUUACUUUCAUUUCGGCGACCUGUCCAGCUUCCAUGCUCAGCAAGAACGGGACCGGAGGAAGGCGAUACUUUGCAGGAAGAGCGGCGUGCGGCUCUUGGUCGUCCCCUGCUUCGUUAACGACAAGAGGACCUUCGUUUUGACGGCCUUGCUGCACUGGUUCUCAUGGGCUCAAAUCGCGCCGACGGAACUGCCCAGAUGCUGA